Molecule: messenger RNA, 837 nt
Organism: Labeo rohita (rohu)
Lineage: Eukaryota; Metazoa; Chordata; Actinopteri; Cypriniformes; Cyprinidae
Gene: elof1
Product: elongation factor 1
Exons: 4
Coding region: 133-384 (83 amino acids)
Biological process (GO): transcription elongation by RNA polymerase II
Cellular component (GO): transcription elongation factor complex
Molecular function (GO): RNA polymerase II complex binding
Source: RefSeq, a predicted model, not a curated record
CUCAGAUCCGACCCGCUUUUAAACUGAAGGGUCAUUUGACCGAGCGGAAGUAAAUCUUCUGUUUAUUCUUUGUAGGUGGUGUGUGCUGGUUUUCUCCGAGAGUCUUUUCAUAUUAAUCGGAGUUUGCAAAACAUGGGACGCAGAAAGUCAAAGAGAAAACCCCCUCCCAAGAAAAAGAUGACGGGAAACCUGGACACCCAGUUUACCUGCCCUUUCUGUAACCACGAGAAAUCAUGUGAUGUUAAGAUGGAACGAAGUCGAAAUACUGGGAUAAUAUCAUGUACUGUGUGUCUAGAGGAAUUCCAGACACCAAUAACCUAUCUUUCAGAGCCGGUGGACGUGUACAGUGAUUGGAUAGACGCCUGUGAAGCAGCCAAUCAGUAGUUUCUGCAGGGUCACAUGUCACAAUGACCAAAUACACUUAAAGACUUUUGUUUGUUUAUUUGUUUGUUUUAAACUCCUGUAUUACUUCACUGUUUAAUCUUGUAAUGAAGCUGAAAGAACGAUCUAAUAAAGCCACAGAUGGAGGUUCAGGCAACAUUGAGAUGAUGAUGGUUUAAAUUUCAGCCUUUCCCUAUUGUUUAGUGUUACACAAAUGCUGAGAAAAUGCAACAGAUGUCAUUAAUUUCAAAACAGCUGUUAUCAUUUGUUACUAAUCUUUUAGUUUGUUUUAUUUUACAAUUUAGGUUUUUAUAAGACCAUGUAGUGUCAAUAAAACAGCAUAUUCUCUCCUGUGGAAAACUGGUCCGUUUCUCUCGUGGAAUCAGUUAAAAUGUAAUGUUUGUAACAAGAAUUUGAGUUUGUGGAAAAUAAAGACAAGUCAUUUGAAAAUAGUGA